Molecule: messenger RNA, 716 nt
Organism: Lasiosphaeria miniovina
Lineage: Eukaryota; Fungi; Ascomycota; Sordariomycetes; Sordariales; Lasiosphaeriaceae
Exons: 2
Coding region: 386-634 (82 amino acids)
Cellular component (GO): catalytic step 2 spliceosome; intracellular anatomical structure
Molecular function (GO): helicase activity; RNA binding
Source: RefSeq, a predicted model, not a curated record
CCCCGAACCAACGGCAACCUAGCACACUCGACCUUGGCUAGUCACCCACGCAGCUCAGACUGACGGGCACUUUCUAGGUUAAGAUAUCGCAUCACGCCCGUCUGUGAGACCCGAAACGGGGUCACGAUGAUGAGCAGUAUACAAACUGCCGAACCCUUAUUGAGUCGGUCAUAGAGUACAGUAGGGAGUCUUGAUCAAUACCCUAAGCCUAGCAUCCUCUACAUUCAUUUCCCUUUGCCUUUUUCUCGUUGGCACUUGGCACUUUGUGGGUACCUUUGGAUCUCAUCCACCUAGCAUCUACAACGGUGCAGCCCACUUGCCUCUUAUUGGGCCCCAUAAUUACCAGUGGCAUUUAUUUGUCCCGUCAGGCUGUGUGGCGUCCAGAAUGUCCGACGUCGACCUUGGCACGGCCUUUAUCCCGGCCCUGCACAAACCGCCUGCUCUUCUGCCCAUUGCCAGACACCGUGAGACCCUCUUGUACAUGAUCGAGACCUACCCGGUCACGGUCGUAGUGGGUCAGACCGGCUCUGGAAAGAGCACACAGAUUCCCCAGUUUCUCGAGCAGGCCGGAUGGUGUGCCGAUGGAAAGAUCAUUGCCGUCACUCAGGUACGUGCUUUCGCCGUGCCAGCGUAGCCCAGGCACUCUGUCCGUCCAGGCUGAGAGGCAGUCGCUAACCGGCGAUAUGGGAUUCUAGCCCCGUCGUGUUGCAGCAACU